This is a messenger RNA of Amoebophrya sp. A120, 309 nucleotides long. The record is from the annotation of a GenBank genome assembly. NCBI's taxonomy places the organism in Eukaryota, Dinophyceae, Syndiniales, Amoebophryaceae.
CGCCAAAUCUACAUCUCGUCAACUCUGCUUGCAUGAAAGAAUACCGCCUCGCCGUAUGGGCUCGCGCGUCAAAGGUCGUUCAAAAUUUGAGCACCGCUAGAGCAGGCGUGAGGUGUGAAUUAUGUUCGGCUCCUAAAAUUAUAAACGCACACUUCUGCGCCAUCAAUCACGAAAAAGCUUCCCUUUCAUCCGCCACGACCAAUUCUUCCACACAACUACCCGCCAAAAACUACUCGGCCGCAGACAUGUGUGUCGCGGGUUCCGCCCGUUUAGAUGGAAAGCGUGGCACAAACUGCGCCUCAACGUGGC